Molecule: messenger RNA, 1389 nt
Organism: Rhinichthys klamathensis goyatoka
Lineage: Eukaryota; Metazoa; Chordata; Actinopteri; Cypriniformes; Leuciscidae
Exons: 3
Coding region: 301-1146 (281 amino acids)
Source: RefSeq, a predicted model, not a curated record
AACUGGUGUCGUUGUUGAUGCGGAUCAAUAGCUGAGUUUAGUGUGAAUGAAUGGAUGAAGGUGUGACUCUUCCUAAUGUCUAUGAUAAUCACUGCUAUAGUUGAGCUGAUUGGAUUAGAGAUGGUGAAAGUGCCUGUAACUGCUUACAUCAUUUACAUGCUUUGUUUGCUUUAUCUUCACCUGUAAGGACGGCCCCCUGAAAUCUGUAUAAAACCCAAAGUGUUUCACUGCUUUGGUCACACUUGAAGACUGCAGCACUACUGGUGAAGCGACUGAGAUCCACGUGACACUGUUAUAAAGAUGGAGUUUAUUAAAGAGGAGAGUAAAACCAUGAAGACUGAAGAAGCAUUCAGAGUGAAACAUGAAGACGUGAAGAUUGAAGAAACAUUCAGAGUGAAACAUGAAGACGUGAAGAUUGAAGAAGCAUUCAGAGUGAAACAUGAAGACGUGAAGAUUGAAGAAACAUUUAGAGUGAAACAUGAAGACGUGAAGAUUGAAGAAGCAUUCAGAGUGAAAUGUGAAGAAACUGAGGAACGAACAGGAAAAGGCACAAUAACAACUACAAUCAACAGAAGAACAUUCGUCAUCCCACAAGGUCUACAGGUCUGCUUCCUCACAGACUCAAUGUGUCGGGAUAUUGAGGACCACUUUCCAAAUGCUCAAUGCUGGGUUCAUCCAGACACAACUCUCCUGAGAUCCGUUCAACAACACAUAAAACACUUCGAGAAACUACACAACUACACAAUAGUGAUUCUCCACAUAGGAACAAACGACAUCGCAAGUGGAGCGUCUGCAUCGACUGUCGUCCAGCGGAUGAAAACCCUCAUAGCAAGAAUCUCUCUGGUCAAUCCACACGUUCUGUAUUUCGCCAUCAGCGCUAUUUUACCCCGAGCGAAUGACGACUCCACACUGAAAACUACAAUCAAACAAUGCAACAGCUUGAUUCAACACUGGACUUCACAAACAAGAAAUAUUCUAUUUCUGAACACUUCAAAACCAUUUCUCAAAAAUGGAAAAAUAAUCCAAGACCUGUACAAAGACGACGGACUUCACCUCAAUCAAGAAGGAAAACACAAACUAUUUUCAUACUUUCAGCGUUUCCUCUGGCAUUUUUGCCAGUUUCCACCGCGUCCAAAACGUACUUAAAACAUCUCAUGAAGAUCUUUCAACACAAACUUGACUUGUUCAAAAGAUUUGUGAAGUAAUUAAAUAAAGUUCACUUAACAAAACCUCACACAUAUUCCUGAACUUCAUCUUUACCAACACAAAAACUACAACAAAGAGAUGAGUGCAUAGCACACAGAUUUGGCCUUUACCAUUGUUUAAACUAGUUUAUUUUGAAGUUUAAUUUGGUUACUUUCAGCCUUAAUGUUAUGAAUAUCAACUGUA